AUGAUUGAGGAGGGUGGCGGGGGACUGGAGGAGGAGACCUGGCUGGAAGAGAUGAAACCUGGGAUGGUACUGUUUGGGCAGGUGCAGACUUUCCCUGUUGACCUCCUAUCAGCUCCAUUAGGCUUUUUUGGGGUAUCCUUUUUACCCCCAUCUCGUCAGAACUUUCCUCAAGAACUUUUGGGUUUUGAUGCAAGAGAGGAGUCGGUGGGUCUAUCGAAUGAGGAUCAGAUCCGUCGCAUUCAGCUCAAAGGGGACAUAGAACAUUUGGCUUCUCUUGAGGAAAUUUUCUGGAGACAAAAGUCUCGUGCUUUGUUUGUGAAGGAGGGAGAUAAUAAUACUCGUUUCUUUCAUAAAUUAGCAAAUUCCCAUAGAAAUGCUAAUCUAAUUAAGAGGUUAGAGGUGGAUGGUAUUCUUUAUGAGGAUGAGGCUGAUGUGCGCUCUCAGUUAGUUCUCUUCUACCAAGGGUUGUUUGAGGAAAAUGAGGUGUGGCGUCCUACUAUGGAUGGGUUAGAUUUUGCAUGCAUUGGAGAGGUAGAGAGGUUAUCCUUAGAGAAGGAGUUCUCGAAGGAGGAAGUCAUCCAGGUAUUAAGGGAGAUGGAGGGUGAUAAAGCCCCCGGUCCUAAUGGCUUCACCAUGGCUUUUUUUCACAAAUGUUGGAGUGUUGUGGAAAAGGAUGUCAUGGAUUUCUUUGAUUACUUUCAUCGGCACUCUGUGUUUGAACGGUCUAUGAAUGCUUCGUUUCUCACUUUAAUUCCCAAGAAGCGUAAUGCUGUUAACAUUAAGGACUUUCGCCCCAUUAGUUUGGUGGGUAGUGUGUACAAGUUGCUAUCCAAGGUGUUGGCUAAUAGGUUGAGGGCGGUUUUGGAUAAUCUUAUCUCUGAGUCUCAAAAUUCAUUUGUUGGCGAAAGGCAGAUCCUGGAUUCAGUGCUUAUUGCAAAUGAAUGCCUGGAUAGCAGGUUGAAGAGCAGAAUACCGGGUGUGGUUUGCAAGCAUGAUAUUGAAAAAGCAUACGACCAUGUGAACUGGGAGGCCUUGUUUUAUUUGUUGGCCCGGAUGGGUUUUGGGUUGAAAUGGAGGGGGUGGAUCAAGGCUUGUAUUACUUCUGUCCAUUUUUCAAUCCUAAUAAAUGGCUCCCGGAAGGCUUUUACGGGCUUGAAGGUCAAUGUUAGGAAAAGUGAGAUUGUCCCUGUUGGGGAGGUGAAUAACCUAGAUGCACUGGCUAAUAUUCUUCAAUGUAGAGUGGGAAGUUUGCCUAUGAAAUAUUUGGGGAUGCCGUUGGGGACUUCUUUUAAGACUGCUUCGAUUUGGAAUCCUAUUUUGGAGAAAAUGGAGAAGAAGCUAUCUGGGUGGAAGCGUCUCUAUUUAUCUAAGGGUGCGGCUAAGGAUGCUUGUAUCUCUGAGGUUUUGUGGUUUCUAGAAGGGGCUACUAUUAGAGUUUGGGAUUUAAGGUUUUAUAGAGCUUUUGAAGAUUGGGAGUUAAUUGCAUCUUAUUCUCUUCUCCAACUUAUCCAAUCUCAUAUUCCUUGGGGUGAUAGGAGGGAUACCCUUUGUUGGUGGCUAAAAGGUGAUGGUAAGUUUGUCACGCAGUCUUAUUACCAUGCGAUUCGGGGUGCUUCGAAUUCUUUGUUUCCUUGGAAGGGUGUUUGGAAACCAAAGAUUCCUAGGCGAGUGGCGUUCUUUUUGUGGACUGCUGCUCAUAGUCGGAUCCUCACUUUGGAUAAUCUAAUGCUUAGGGGUCGCCCUUUGGCUUCUUGGUGUUGCUUUUGGUAUUCAUUGGAUUAUGCCAGGAUCAGUGGUGGGUUUGUUAUCUUGUUGGCAUCAGUGGCUUGGGAAUCUUAA
Quercus lobata is the source of this 1839-nucleotide messenger RNA. RefSeq lists its product as uncharacterized. The transcript is spliced from 5 exons. Bases 1 to 1839 code for a protein of 612 amino acids. The record is from RefSeq and is a predicted model, not a curated record. Lineage: Eukaryota; Viridiplantae; Streptophyta; Magnoliopsida; Fagales; Fagaceae.